This is a messenger RNA of Diabrotica balteata, 706 nucleotides long. Lineage: Eukaryota; Metazoa; Arthropoda; Insecta; Coleoptera; Chrysomelidae. The record is from the annotation of a GenBank genome assembly.
UGGCUUACUUAUAAAUCCUUAGAUAAAUCUUUAAAGUCUAAUUUUUACACAUUGUGUCUUUUAUACUGAAAUUAUAAUCUACUACCUAUGUAAAUGCAUUGACCAAAGUUUUGUAAGUCUUUGUCAACAUUAUCCCUAUCUAGGCGCAAUUGAAAAUACUGGAUAGAGGAUCUAUGCGCAUAGAGGAUCUACAACAUCUUAUCGAAAGUACAUGCUAAUUACAAAAAGACCACAAAAGAUACAUGACCUAUUGACAAUCAAUGUUAACGUGAUAGAACAAGUAGAAAAAUAUCAGUACUUGGGAACUUUGAUCAAUGAAACCAAUGAUCAUACUGUAGAAAUAAAUAGGCGAAUGGAGAUUGUCAGAUCAGCAUUUAUACGAACGAAGCCACUCCUAACGUGCAAAAAUCUAAAUUUGGAGAUCAGACUACGUACCAUUCGCUGUUAUAUAUUUUUAAUAUUAUUUUAUGGAGCUGAGACUUGGAUAUUAAAAAAAUGCAAUUUAAAAAGAAUCGAGGCUUUCGAACUCUGGUUAUACUGCAGAGUAAUAAAAAUAUUAUGGACUGAUAAAAUUACAAAUAAAGAAGUACAGGAGAGGUUUGGUAAAGAAACAGAACAAAUCACCACUAUACAAACCAGAAAACUGGAAUACCUAGGCCACGUGAUGAGGGGUCCAAAAUAUGAAAUUUUGAGACUCGUAAUACAG